AUGGAGGACAAGGAAGACAAAGCUGCAAUUCAGAGGAAUCUGUACAAGCUGGAAAAAUGGGCUGACAGGAACUACAGGAAGUUCUGGUCUUUCACCUGGGAUGGAGUAAUGACAAGCACCAAUACUGGCUCUGAUGAUAUGAAUUCUGGAGAUCCUCGUGGACAAAAAGCUGAACAGGAGCCCUUGCAUCAAAGAAAGUCAACAACAUUCUCAGCUGCAUUAGCAAAGAUGUUGUUUUCUCUAGAUCGUCAUACAGAUCUUGACAGGAUAUUCAAUAUUCAUUCUGGAAAUGGAUCCAUCUAUACUUCUAAGCCACUGGACCGUGAGAUAUCACAAUGGCACAAUCUCAGUGUUAUAGCAGCUGAGAUCAACAACCCCAAAGAUACUACCCGUGUUCCUGUCUAUGUAAGAAUUUUGGAUGUUAAUGAUAAUGCCCCACAGUUUGCUGUAUUCUAUGAUACUUUUGUUUGUGAAAAUGCAAGAGCCGGACAGCUUAUCCAGACCAUAAGUGCAGUAGACAAAGAUGAUCCUCUUGGGGGACAAAAAUUUUUCUUCAGUUUAGCAGCUGUUAACCCUAAUUUCACUGUUCAGGACAAUGAAGAUAACACUGCCAGAAUUUUAACAAGAAGAAAUGGUUUUAGUCGACAUGAAAUAAGUACAUACCUCUUACCGGUGGUGAUAUCAGAUAAUGACUAUCCAAUCCAGAGCAGCACUGGCACACUUACCAUCCGAGUUUGUGCCUGUGACAGCCGAGGGAACAUGCAGUCCUGCAACGCGGAGGCCCUUCUCCUCCCUGCUGGCCUCAGUACAGGGGCACUGAUUGCCAUUCUCCUCUGCAUCAUCAUCCUGCUGGUUAUAGUGGUGCUGUUUGCUGCUCUGAAGAGGCAACGAAAGAAAGAGCCUUUGAUCCUGUCUAAAGAGGACAUCAGAGACAACAUUGUGAGUUAUAACGAUGAAGGCGGUGGAGAGGAAGAUACCCAAGCCUUUGAUAUUGGCACACUGAGGAAUCCUGCAGCUAUUGAAGAUAAGAAGCUUCGACGAGACAUUAUCCCUGAAACAUUAUUUGUACCACGGAGGACUCCUUCAGCACCAGAUAACACAGAUGUGCGAGAUUUCAUUAACCAAAGGUUAAAAGAGCAUGAUACUGAUCCUUCUGCACCACCGUAUGACUCGCUUGCAACCUAUGCCUAUGAAGGAAAUGAUUCAAUAGCUGAAUCUUUGAGCUCCUUAGAGUCGGGUACUACUGAAGGAGACCAAAACUAUGAUUACCUCCGAGAAUGGGGCCCUCGGUUUAAUAAGCUUGCUGAAAUGUAUGGUGGAGGAGAAAGUGACAAAGACACUUCUUAACCUACAGUAGGCUACAUUUUUUGUUCCUCUGAGCGGAAGUAAUUUUACAGAUACCUUCUGCACUCAACAGUAUUUAACAUUCAGGAAAAUUUUCCUGCCACUCAGCACAAUGAUUUCCUUUAGAAUUUGUUUUCAAUUUGUCCAUUUAUGUCAUUCAUUCUUUCUAGUAGGAUGCCACUUGGAACACGUACAGUAUUUUAUUUAAUCACCUUCCAAGAGCCAAAGCUAUGGAAAUUCAGUGUUGUCCAUUUUAGUAAUUAAAAUUAAAAAUACCUUACCUUCAGAAAUUUGAACAGGGUGAUAAUCCCUUAAGCAACCUCAUGUACAAGCCGCUUCUGUUAGGUACAUGUCCUACCCUUGCAAGUGCAGCUUUUAAGAAGGCAAAGAAGAAAAAAUCCAGUAUGUUCUGUUCUGUACAUUAAAACUGAAACAAAAUGUACACGUGGUGUUAAUAAGUGUAAUAUGCAGCUGGUUUAAAAAAAAGUUUGUGCAACUUCAUUUCAUCAAAUUCUAUCUGCCGAUGUUUUAUAUUUAUAUUUUUGUAUUUAUUUUUAAGAAAUAAACCAGUUUUUACAACUAUUUUGAUGC
Molecule: messenger RNA, 1935 nt
Organism: Meleagris gallopavo (turkey)
Lineage: Eukaryota; Metazoa; Chordata; Aves; Galliformes; Phasianidae
Source: RefSeq, a predicted model, not a curated record